Molecule: messenger RNA, 1629 nt
Organism: Alternaria conjuncta
Lineage: Eukaryota; Fungi; Ascomycota; Dothideomycetes; Pleosporales; Pleosporaceae
Exons: 1
Coding region: 1-1629 (542 amino acids)
Source: RefSeq, a predicted model, not a curated record
AUGUCUGACCAGGACUCAGCACCGCCGACUUCGCCUUUCAUCCCCAAUGACCACGAGGGGAAAAUUGCCAUGGCUUCGCGUCAUGAUAGCAUGCUCUCGGAGCAAGGCCUGGAAGUCGCAGAACUGAGAGCGAGAGUCGCCGAACUUGAAAGUUCUUCGGCUCUGGCUACGAACAUGCGUAACGAAGUUUCUCACGAACUCCAAUUCUACAAGAACGAAGUAGCAAAGAAGAAAGAUGAGAUCUAUGACAUGACCAGUGCGUCCAAUAAACAGUCCAGAGACUACAAAGCCCUCGAGGUCAAGAUGGCCGAUGAGCAGAAGCUUCGCGAGAUGGAAAAAGAAGUUGUUCGUGGGAAAACAACGAAGAAGCGUACCAAGGAGGAUCAAGAAGCAACACACGUCAUCGCUCAGCUACAAACCGAACUCGGUGCCAAGGAUACUAGGAUCGACCAACUGGAAGCUCGAUUAUCCAACCUCAAGCCUCCUGGAAACGCGUACCGCGAAGCCCAGACUCUCCUAGCUAACUGCCGCCCAACAGAUUUGCAUCACGAGCACGACUGCGUGGAGCACCAAAAGCGUAUAUCCCAGCAGCUUGUGGAUGCUCAAGAACUACUGGCCGCCGCCGAAGCAGAAGCAGAAGGAUUUCGUCAUCUUGCGAAGGCUAAUGCAGAUCUAACUGAUGGCCAGGCUACGGACUUGGAGUGUAUCCGGGAACUGAGAGAUGAGAACGAGCGACGCCACAACGAAGUUAAUCAUCUCAAUGAAGUCAUUGGCAGUUUACGCGCCGAACAGCAUUUUGCUUCCAGCGAGUUCCAUGAUAUCGAUCUCGACGACACGGCAACCCAAUCUCUUUCCUUUGGUCCUUUGACAAAUGUCUGCAUUACUCCCAUCGCUCCUGAAGACAACAAAGCCGAGCUGCGUGCCCUAGAGCUGGAAGUUGAAGGCUUGACAUCAGAAAAUCAUAGCCUUUCGCUGGAGUGUACCGAGUUGGAGUCGAAGCUCGUGUCUGUCAUGUCCACACUGAAGGCUCUGGAUCAGGAACAAGAAAUAAGGAACAAAUGUACACUGACUCUCUCCGACCUACAAAACAGUUCGACCUCUCCACGCACGCCAAUUGUCGCAAACAAGUCCGUAAUCAACCCUGACAUGCUGGCUGGACUGGAGGAUCUUGGUAAGUCCAUCAACAACCUCAGCGACCCACCGUUCAAGGUGACCACUCCUGCUGCUAACACGCGAGCUACAUCCGACCUACCCAACGUGGCCUUGACAAUCAACAUCAAACCAAGCAACAAGCGAAACUACUCUUUGUUCCAGCGCGUCAAAAGCGCCAUGUCUUCGACCUCCAAAGUCGACAUCAAAGGGCCCAAAGAGAUCGCCAACCAAUUUGUAGCCCUCAUGGAGGAUGUCGAGAAGGAUCAUGCAGAAAAGACCAAGCGUGUUGUCGAGCUAGACAAGGCCGUUCGUCAGUAUCGGGCGCAUGCUGAAGCUCUGGAGGCACAGAUCCGUAAUCAAGCCAAGUGCUUGGAUCCUGUGCAUCGCACGUUGGCUGACGAGCUCGCUGCCAAAAACGAGCAGUUUGCUAUGCAGGAACAGCUUUUGGCUACAUUUCGGCACAGCAAUGUAGCAUAG